Messenger RNA from Aspergillus welwitschiae, 1816 nucleotides. RefSeq names its product cytochrome P450. Gene Ontology annotation, molecular function: heme binding; iron ion binding; monooxygenase activity. Bases 8 to 1816 code for a protein of 602 amino acids. The record is from RefSeq and is a predicted model, not a curated record. NCBI's taxonomy places the organism in Eukaryota, Fungi, Ascomycota, Eurotiomycetes, Eurotiales, Aspergillaceae. The transcript has 2 exons.
CGCCGUCAUGGAUGUGUUCUUCUGGCGGCUUUUUCUGGGAUCCGCGACUCUCCUCGCUGGGUUCACAAGCUGGUCGCUAGUCUGCCUGAUUCUCAAUGUCCGAGAGGCGCGGUCAACAGGCCUUCCGUAUGUGAUUUUACCCUGCUCCUUGCUGGGGGCCCCAUGGCUGCUGAGCCAACCAGUCGUGCUACCACUGCUGAAGGCUCUUCCCCAGACUUGGACUUCUAAGUGGCUCCCGCUGUUGAUCUUCAAUGAUGGGUGGCAUCUUGGAUACACACCCUUCGAACAGGUCGGAGCCGAUACUUUCUUGGCAGUCUCGCCGGGGGGCUUCGUGCUCUAUACCUGCGACCGUCACGUCUCCACACAGCUGUUCCAAGAUGGUAGAUUUGGAAAACCGGCCCAUCUUAUGCAGGUGCUGAACAUAUACGGACCGACGAUAACCGGUACUGAUGGGCCAGAAUCGCGAUUAUACCGACGGAUCACUGCGCCUUUCUUUCGAGAGGAUACCCUACGCCAGGUGUUUACGCACGCUAUUGAAGGAGCACAAGUACUUGGGCUUGCCUUGAAUAAACCAGCAGCGUAUCGCCAAUUACGCACGCUGGCUGCCCGACUAUCAUUGAAUAUACUUACCCGCAUCUGUUUUCAAUCUCAGACCCAAGAAGACCUGAUCGAAGCACUGUCGUUCGCCGAUCUCCCCGCAAAAGGAUAUCGCAUGACUUACAGCGAGGCUAUGCACACGCUGUUGGAUCAUUAUCAAACCGUCUUCCUCUUUCCUAGACAUUUUCUCACAUGGUCUCCCUUGAAGUCCCAUCGUCAAGCAAUCCGAGCUUAUGACGACCUGGGCCAAUAUAUGCAUGGGUUAAGGACGACGACAGAGUCACGGCUACAGGACAAAGAAUAUCUUUUAAACCAGAAGGGCACAGCGUCAUUGGGCGACCUGAUUGUCCAGGCUGGUAUCAGCACCGAAUCCUCCACCAGCCCUAUCCUGCAGCCCCACCAAGUGAUGGGCAAUGUGUUUCUCUUCAUGUUCGCCGGCCAUGAAGCCAACGCCAACACUCUGACCUUCGUAAUCCUUCUUCUUGCCUGUCAUCCUACCAUCCAAACUGCAGUGCAGUCAGACCUCGACAAGAUCAUAGAGAAUACCCCGCCGAGUCACUGGACCUACGACACUCAUUAUGAACCGCUCAUGCGCAGCUUAGUUGGAGCAGUCAUCAAGGAGGCUCUUCGACUCUUCACUGUCCUCCCAGUCCUUCCAAAAUAUGUGCCACCCUCCGGACCGGCCAUUCCUAUUGUUGUCUCCGGCCAAUCUCACCCAUUGCCACCGGGAACCGUAGCUUUCGUGAAUACCAGCGCCACCCACCGCCAUCCUCACUAUUGGCCCACCGUGAACGACAAAUCCGAGAAAUCGUUCAACCAAGAAGAUCCUACCCUUCGGCCUUAUCCUACAACAGACUUCAACCCAUACCGCUGGCUUGAAACACAACCGUCGGGGUCAGCACCCGACAAAGAAGAUCGUUCGCGUAGCUCGACAGGUUUUACCCCGGCCCCCGGCACUUUCGUCCCCUUCUCUGAAGGCUCCCGCAAAUGUCUCGGUCACAAAUUCGCCCUUGUUGAACUCUGCGCCGUAGUCGCCUUGCUUUUCCACCAAAGCUCAGUGUCCCUUCUCACCGAUCCAGAAGACCCAAGUGACACCUGGGCAGCGGCCCGUAUCCGGGCUGACCGCGCGCUUUCGGAAGGAGUCAAGUUCAACAUGAGUCUGCGAAUCACCCAGGACGUGCCAAUCCGGUUUGCAACAAGAAAGACCAAAGCAACUUAA